CCUCCCCCUGGUGUUGGCCCCGUUGCCUCGGGGUGGGGGAGGUCGUGAAGGGGGCGAUAAAAUGGCGCAGGGGGCGGAGUGAGGUGCAGCCGCUCGCCCAGGCUUUGGCCCGGCUUCCGGAGGAAGGUGGGAGUCAAUCACUUUGACAAGUCUCCUGAAAGGAACAGCCAGCAGGAGUUGACACCUUUUUCCAUUUGGUCUCGUGGCAAAGGCUGAGAUUGCUGCAGCAGCUCCACACAAUAUGACGUGCUCACUGUUGCCCUCUGAACAGUCUUCUGCUUCCUCUUUUUUGCCUAAAAACAAUGCCUCAUUUUCUUGGGGUUCCCUGGAUGAAGAUGAAUUGGAUGACUCCUUGUUGGAGUUUUCUGAUGGAGAAGAAGAUGAUGGCCAUUUCAGUUUCACAGAGGAAGAGAUUGAGACGCUCUUGAAGGAUGAUGAUGGUGGGCAUGAGUAUGGAGAGAGAAAGGUUCGAAUUCUACCUGAUACUUCUCAAGAAAAUUCUUUGUACAGCUUGGGACCAGCAUCUGAGACCCCUGGGUUCUUCAAACUACCUCAACUAAAUACAUCAGUUGGUCAUGGACCAGCUCCUAGUAAAUCAUUAAACAGACACUUUGUACUCGAAAAGAACCUUAUCAAAGUAACUGUUGUUGCACCAUUUAAUCCAACAGUUUGUGAUCCUGUGCUUGAUAAAGACAAGAUCGAUUCCUCCAAAGAAACGGAAAAACCUGUCUCCCUUGGGGAACAGACAAGAGAAGACGACAUUCAUCCUAAUGAGAGUAAACCUAGUACUGAACCUGAAGGGGUCAGUCCCAAUAACUCUGCUUGCGAUGGGUCCAGUAACAUCGAACAAACUGCCUCUGAUAAAAAUAUACCUGAAACUAAGAAACCAACCCCUGUGUUCUCUCAGAUCUCCAACCAUUCAGAGGUACCUAACAGGGGAUCAUCCUGGAAAAAUAGUGGAUCACAUAAAUCAGGUUGUGAAAUGAGAAUUCCAGUCGUGUCUAGUUCAUCAAACAGACAUGCUUUUGACAAGGAUUCUGGGGAGGUGAAAGGUGAGAGAAGACUAGGCAAAGUCAUUCCUGUUCUACAAACCAGAACCAGGAUGUUUUCACAAUCAGAUCUAGAGAAACAGAAGGACAUUUAUCUCAGCAAAGUCAUUGCUCAUAUAGAAGACCCAGGGGACUCUAACCAAGUACAAGCUCUUGAAAGUCUGAACUAUGUGCUGGAUCCUUCAAGCUAAUAUCCCUGUACUUCAUUAGAAGCUGUUGCAAGCCAAAGUGGAUAAAUUCUUUCUCCAGCCCUCAGGAGAUUAUACUGUUUUAUUCAUUGACCUAGUGGCCGAUGGGAAUUCAAAAAGGAGCAGAAUUGAAGGCAUGGAAUUGUUGGGAGGUUUUAUACUGAUAAAAGAAUUUCUUCUCAUAAAGGUUACUCUGUCUUCUGGUAUGUUUAGCUUCUUUUCUUGUUCAGCAAACUUUUUUGGAGUCCUUUUAGAAGUGUUAAGUUUGAAGAUUGGAACUGGAGACAUAAGCAGUGGGUCCUGGCGUGCUGGGAGUUCAUAGUCUAGAGAAGAUUAUUCCACUAAAAUAUUGAUUAGUUUUCUAAGGAAACACACACAGAGUAAAGGAGAAACUAGGAAGGAAGAAUGGAGAUGAUUGAGGAAGAUGUCCUAGCUAAAUUCCACAGAAAAGGUGAUGGACUUAGGUUCUCAGAUCUGUGCUAGGGAAAGGUUUAGGGAAGUUGUUCUGCGGUGAAGGCUCCUUUCUCUUAAAAAGUCCUGGAUUAGUAGUUUCUCUUUUAUAUGGCUACAGACAAAAGGUUUAGAGUGCUAACAUCAAUCAGGAGAACAUUUUAAAACUAAAUUCCUUUAUUCUUUUACUCAAGAUUUUAUUAAGCAAUGAGAUGUCAAUGUGCCAUUCUUUGCCCACCUGUUUGUGGCGUCUUUUUAUUUAAACUAUUAGGUCUGGUAAAAGUAAAGACAUUUUCCCACCCAUAUCAUUGGAGGGCAGAUUUUAAAGAGAUUUGUUCAUCUUCAAGCUUGUUUAAAAAAAGAAAAGAAAAGAAAGAAAGAAAAAAUCUGGUUGUUAUUUUUCUCCUUAGGUGGUCUUUUUUAUAUCCUAGGAGAUAGUACUUUUAUCUAAGUAUAUUUUCCCUUUUCAUUUGAGGUGUUCAAAGAAAAUUUCUCAUGUGAAGAAGCAAGGCACAAUUGCUCACAUUUUUACUGUCCUUUCCAUUUGCUUCUUAAUUCAGCAAUCACUCCCUUAAAAUUACUACAAUUUAUAUCCUAUUUUCACAGAACAGCCAGAAAUAUAGUAAGAAAGCAACAGAUUUUAGUGGUUAAAAAAAAAGUCUAGAGUUAACUUCUAGGUUUAUUUUUAUUUAGUUUUUGUUACAUUUUCUUUUGUAUACAUAUGUGCAUGUAGGCAUGUGUAGCCACAGUGCAUGUAUGGAGGACAGCUUGUAGGAGUCAGUUCUGUCCUUCUACCAUUGUGAGUCCCAAAUACUGAACUUAGGUUAUUAGGCGUGGAUUAAGUACCUUUACCUCUGAGCCAUCCCAUUAAUUAUACAACUCUGGAUUAUAUCCUGGCACCAUUGUUGGCUAGAUGGGACUUGAGCCAUGAAAAACUUAUUUGCAAAGUGAGAAUAAUGAAGUUUAGCUUGCGAAGCAUAAUUACAUAAGAAAACACAUGUAUAAUGUGUAGGACAGCGUUUAGCUUAAGCUAAUACAAUUUUAGCUAAUAGAAUUUUUUAGAUACCAGUAUCGACAAGAAAGUUUUGGGCUGGGGCAAAGGGUUAGUGGUUAAGAACACUUACUGCUUUUGCAGAGGCCCCAGGUUUGUUUCCCAGAGUCCACAUGACUUUUUACAAACUGUAAUUGGUGGAAAAACAAAACAGAAAAACCUGUAACUCCAGUUCCAGGAAAUCUGACGUCCUCUUUCUGGCCACUGCAGGAACUAGGCUUGCUUGCAUUUUGGUACACAUACAUAUGUUCAGGUAAACACUCAUACACAUAAAGUAAAACUAAAAACAAAGCUUUAAAAAAGCUCACCUUUUCAUAGUGAGGUAUAUUUUUUUAGAGAGACAGGAUCUUUCUAUGUAGUGCUGGUGGUCCUAUAAAUUGCUGUGUAACCAGGCUGCCCUCAGACUUAGAAAUUCUCCUGCCUCUGCCACCCGAGUGCUGGGAUUAAGGGUGUGUGCUACACACUUGGCUCAUAAUAGAGUUUUUAGGUAAGAUAGUGUGAUAUGUUUUAAAGCUCGACAAAUGACAAAAACCUGGUAAAAUAAAAUGAAAUAGCUUUUACAAAAAUAUUAAUAAAUGAAGCUGAGUGAUAAGCACGUAGGAUGUAUGUUAUUUUUAAUUUUGCAUACAUUGCAAAGAUAAUGUAAUAAGAUUUUUAAAACUUGACCUUUAUGAAAUUCUUGCCAUCUAAUAUUUUCCUGUCAAGUUAUUAUAAAAAUUUGUUUCUGUGACAUUUCUGUCUUUAUUUCAAUACUCCAGUAUGGUAUUAAGUUUGUUGUUGUUAAUUUUCAAUUAUGUUUAUUACUGUUGUGUGGGUAUGCAUGAUAUGUGGGUGUACAUACCAUGGCAUGCAUGUGUCUGGCAAAUGACAGCCUUGUUUAGUCAGUUCUUUCCUUCCGCCCUUAUUUAGGGUCCAGGAACUUGAAUUUAAGUAAUAUAUAUAUAUAUAUAUAAUAUUAAAUAUAAAUGUAUAGUUAUAUAAAUAAUGAUUAAGUGCUUUUAUUCAGUGAGCUGUUUCAUCAGGCCUUCCUGUGUGUGUGUGUGUGUGUAUGCAUACCUACACUUAUCGUACAUGCGCUCUCAUUACUGCUGGAGUUAUAGGCGUUGACUGUUUUGUGUAGCUCUGUUUACAUUGGUGUUAGGAAUCCAAAUUCCAGCCCCUAUGCUUGUGCAGCAAGCACUUUACCCGGUAAACCAGCUCCCUAGCCCAGUGCUAAGUCUUUGUGUCACUUUCCCUGGACAGUAGGCCCAGUAUCCAUACACAUUUGCUUUGUUUUGGGAGAUUGUUUGAGAUAGGGUUUCAUUCAUGUUUCAUACAUGGAAGGCUGGCUGCCUUUUAGCACUGUGUAGCUGAAGAAGAGCUUAAACUUUUUUUUAUUUUUUUAUUUUUUUAGACAAGAGUCUCAUUGACUAUCUUUGGCUGGCCUGGAACUUGAACUUGGUAUGUAGGGCAGGCUGGCUUAGAACUCACAGAGAUCUGCCUUUCUCUGCCUCCUGAGUCUGGGAAUAAAGGCAUUCAUCACCACUGCAUGGCCACACAUUAAGAUUUUUACCAAGGGCGAGCUAGAUAACUCAGCAAGUAAGGGUGCUUGCUGCAUUAGCUUCGUGGUCUAAGUGUAAGUUAAAUCCCUAGAACCAAGUCAAAGUGGAGAAGAGAACUGACUCCACAAAGGUGUCUUCUCACUUCCGCAUGUGCACCAUAGGUCAUACAUCAUAAGCACAUCCAGGAAUUGAAAAAUAGGGUCUUAGAGAGAUGGCCCAUUGGUUAAUCGUACUGACUGCUUUUGCAGAAGUCCAGUAUGGUUCCCAGUACCCACAUGGCAGCUCACAACCUCCUUAACUCCAGUUCAGAGGUUCCAAUGCUGCUUCAGGCCAAUGCUAACACCAGAUAUGCACAUAGUCUACAUGCAUGAAGACCUCUGGUUCUAAACAUUUCGUAACCCUUUAAUAAAGUUCCUCAGGACGUAGUGACCCUCCCCACCAUAAAAUUAUUUUCAUUGCUACUUCGUAACUGUAAUCUUGCUGCUAUUAAAAAUUGCAAUGUAAGCCAAAUGUGGUGGUUAGUCAUGUACUCUGGAGGUAGACACAGGGAGAUCUCUGAGUUCGAGGCCAGCCUAGUCUACAGAAAGUUCUAGGGCAGCCAGGGUUGUUACACAGAGAAACCCUGUCUUAAAAAAACCAAAAAAUAAAAAAUCAUAAUGUAGAUAUCUGUGUUGUCCGAUGGAUUUAGGCAACUGUUGUGAGAACCACUGAUGUAGGCAAAUACACAAAAUAAAAAUAAAGCUUUAAAGAAUAAGUAAAAGAAAUAAAUGAGUAAGCAAAUAAAUAAAUAUAGCCAAGAGUGGAUGAUGGUGGCACAUACCUGUACAGCCUUCAGGAGCCAGCAUAGGAUCAGAGAGAAAUCCUGUCUCUAAAUAAAGCAAAAAAUUUUUAGCUUCUCCUGGAAUACACCUAUAAUCUCAGUACUUAGAAAUAUUAGAAACCUGAGACCAACCAGUCUCAGCUAAGUUUGGGAUCAUAUAUGAAGUGGCUCUGUGAGAAAGGUUCUUUUUCUCCAAACUUGUUGAUUUGCGUGUGAUCUGGAGAAGCUACAAGGUGGAAACAAAGAGCUGGACUUCUGUGUUUGAGUGCCACCCCUCACCCUUAAAUGCAUAAAUAUAAAUUAAAAAAUAAUGUUUGAGGGCAGCCUGUCUGGGUAUUUUACAAGGAGGAGGAAUUUGUUUGGUAUGUUUGUUUGUUUGUUUUAGACAGGCUUCCUCUGUGUGGCCUUAGCUGCCCUGACUUGCUUUGUAGACCAGGCUGGCCUCCAAGUCAAAGAUCACCUCCCUGUGCUUUGUGAGCUCUAGGAGUAGUCGUGUACCAUCUUGCCCGGCAAGGGCAACCUGUGUUACAUGUGAUCCUGUCUCAAUACCAAAAUACCAAAAUAAAUUUCCUAGUCAUUACAAAGUAUUCUAUUUUGGAUAAUAGGUUGUAUCUAUUUUCAUUAUGUUGAGUGAAUGUUCUAGUCAAUAAAUGUUUAUGUACAACUCUUAUUUCUAUAGGAUGAAUGCCUAGAAGUGGAAUUAGUAGGUAAAGUAUAUAAACACUUAAAAAAAAAAACAACAAAACCUCUUGUUUAUGUUACCAGUCGUCAUGAUCAAAAAACUGAAUUAAUUUUUGUCAUCAAUAUUGAUAGGUAAAUUUAAUAAUUUUAAUCAAUAAGGUUAAAAUUUUAUGUUCAUUGAUUAUUUAUUUUUAACUUUUUGAGACAGGAUUUCUCUAUGCAGCCCUAGCUGUCCUGGAACUCUGAGAGAUCCACCUGCUUCUGCCUCCUGAGUCCUGGGAUUAAAGGCGUGCACUACCACCACUACCUUAAAUAAUAACUUUUUGUUUUGCUUUUUUGUUUUGGUUUGGUUUGGUUUGGUUUUUGGUUUUGGUUUGUUUUGUCUUGUAGAUAGGGUUUUUCCUGUGUAGCCGUGGCUGUCUCGGGACUCUGUAGACCAGGCUGUGAGAUCCACCUACCUCUGCCUCCCGAGUGCCCUGCGUCGCCCAGCUAAAUAUUACUUCUUAAGAUAUCUGAUAUCUAGUCCUUGUUCCAGUUUCCAAAAUUGUCCCAAAUGUUCCUAGAUAAUUUGAGGCAGAAUAGGAUGGUUUACAUCUUUAAUUUAUUGUCUCAAUCUCUUUUAAUCCAAGUCACUUCUUUUAUAGAUGAUUUCACAUUCUAAAUUUUGUCUGAUCAUUUUCUUUAGUGCCAUUUAGUUUGAUUUUCAUCUCCUGUGUUUCUGUAAACUGGAAGCAGGAUUAGAUUCAGAUUAAGCAUUCUGGACACAGUUUAGAAUACUUGUGUAUUUGUCCUCUAUAAACCUUGGAGGCAUAUGUGCCAAUUAAUGACAGUCUCUUAAACUUACGUUGUUACCAAAAUUUUGUUUGUUUUUUGUUUGUUUGUUUGUUUGUUUUGAGACAGGGUUUCUCUUUGUGGCCUUAGCUGUCCUGGACUGGCUUUAUAGACCAGGCUGGCCUUGAACUUACAGAGAUUUGCCUGCCUCUGUCGCCCUGAGUACUGGGAUUCCAGGUGUGCACCAUUGCACCCAGCUCCAAGUUUGUUAAAAAGUGUUAAUGGACAUAACUUCUCAUUGUGAGAUAUAUUUUUACCCUCUAAUUGCUGUCAUUUAUGGGGCGAUGCCUUAGUCCCAUAUGAAUAUCCUAUUCCCCAAAACUAACUUUACCUAAUGGUUUGAACAAUCAUUGAUGAUCUUCAUCUGAAUCAGCUAUUAUAAGAGGACAUGGAAAAUGUUUGUGCCCUCCCCAUAUAACCUUUAGUCUUUCUUUUUUUAGAAUAUGUAUUGACAAUUUUAUACAUGUAUGCCAUGUAUUUUGAUCACAUCCACCUACACCUCACUCAUUGCCUUGCAUACAUCCUAAAUAUAUGUUCUCCCAGUAAGCUGUAUUCCACCACUCAUGGAUUUUUUAAAGUUAUAUUUAUAGUUCCUAUUCUUUUUUUAAAAAAUUAUGUGUAUAAGUGCUUUGCUGGCAUAUAUGUUUAUGCCUUGUGUGUGUGCCUGGUACCCGUGGAAUCCAGGAGAGGGUGCUGGAUACCCUGGAACUAGAGUUAUAGACGGUUGUGAAUUGCCAUGUGGGUGCUGGGGAUUAAAGCCAGGUCUUCUACAGCAAGCAACAAUUGCUCUUAACUGCAGAGCCAUCUUUCCAGCCCCAGUUCCUAUUCUUGUUGAUGCUCAGUGUAUCUCAGAUUUAACCAUUAAAGGCUCCUUCAAGCUGGAUUCUACUGUCAACCACCAUCAAUCUUUUAAUUGGUGUGAAUAUGGCUCUAUAAGUAUGUCCUUUUAAGAGUAUCUGGGUUGUUUGUUUUUGUCGUCUAUUUAUUUGUUUGAUUUUGUUUUGGUUUUGUUUUUUGUUUUUUUUUUUGUUUUUUGUUUUUUUAGGACAGGAUUUCAUUGUAAUAGCUUUGGAUGUUCUGGUCUUUGUAGACUAGGCUGGCCUCGAACUCACAACCCACCUGCCUCUGCCCUUCUGAAUAUUUUUUUUGUUUUAAGCUGGGGUCUUACUCUGUAGCCCAGGCUGGCUUGAAACUCUCUAUAUAGCCCAGGCCAGCCUCAAAUUUGUGGUUAUUCUUCUCACCUUAGCCUCCUGAAGGCUGGGAUUACAAAUAUGAGCCACCAUGCUUAGCUCAAGUCUUUGUGAUACAUACCUAAAAGUAGAUCAAAUGAUGGUUUUAUUUUCAUAUGUUUUGAAUAAUCUCCAUACCAUUUAAUGUAAUUUUUAUCAUUGAUUCUAGCUUUUAUUUUAUGAAUUAUAUAUUUUUGAGUGCUAAGAAAUCAGUGCCUAAGGCAAAGUCAGAUUGCUCUCUUGUGUUUUAGCUGUGAGAGUUAGAUCUAUUACCCAUUCUGAAAUUAUUUUGUACUACAAGAUAUAAGUCAUUAUAUAAAUUGUUUCUUGUUGCCUUUCUUUUACACUUGAUUUGUGUGUGUGCCGUAGCAUGAAAGUCAGAGAACAUCUUGCGGAGUCCGUUCUCUCACACUGAGUGAUAUCAGAGAUCGCACUUGGCCAUCAGCGUGGUGGGCAAGCACCUCACCUCUGUGCCGUUUUGUUGGCCUACCCCUUCCUUUUUUAAACAUUUUAUUAUUGUUUUUGUAGAUGGAAUUGCAGUUGUUUCUUUACUGCUUUUUAUGAAGACUAUUCAUUUUUUGGCUGGUUUCAUUUUGUUGAAAACCAGUUAAUCUAACUCUACAGAGAAAAAAUUUAAUAUAUCCAUUAAUUUUAUUUUGUAGUUAUUUUGGCUAUUAUAUUUUCUUUGUAUUGAUGCAUGUUUCAUUUUUAAUUUUUCUUUCAUUAUGUGUAGGGAUGUUUUGCCUGAAUAUAUGACUGUACACUGUGUAUGUACAGUAUCCUCAGAACCAGAAGAGGGCAUUGGAUGCCCUAAAACUGGAGUUACAGGAUGGUUGUAAACUGCCGUUAGGGUGCUGGGACUAGAACCUAGGUCCUGUGAAAGAGCAGCCAGCCAGUGCUCUUAACCACUGAGCCAUCAUUCCUGCCCUCAGAUACAUAAAUUUUAGAAUCAGCCUAUCAAAUUAUUUAAAAAGCCUGCUGGGUUUUUAUUAAAAUUGCAUUGAAUGUAUAGAAAUUGGAUAAAAUUUAGCAAGAAAGGAUAUCUUGAGUAUUUUGAUUCUUAAUUAUUCAAAUCUUAAAUUUCUUGCAGCGGUAUUUUGUAACUCCUGUUUCUUCCUGAAUGUAUGGCCUUGAACUUCUUAUUCUCCUGCUUUAGUAUUCUGAGUGUUGGUAUUAUAGGCUUGAGCCUCCAUGGAUAGCUGUUUUAGAGCUUUUGAUGUACAUCGUUCACAUCUUUGGUAUCCCUGAGUAUUGUAUAUGGUGAUGCUUUUGUCCAAGAUGUAUUUUAGAAUUUCAGCGUCUGUCUAGGUAGCACACAAGUAUAAUCUCAGUUUUCAGGAGAUUGAAGCAGGAAGAUGAGUUUGAGACCAGCUUGAAUUAUGAAAGACCCUGUCUCAACAAAAGGAAAACACCCCUACAUUUACAAAUAAAUACUUUUUCUGUGAUAAAAAUUUAGUUGAUUCAUAUAUAUAUAAACUCACUUGCUAGUUUUUUAAAUAGAUUUCAUCCAGGAGCUGGGCGUGGUAGCACAGCACUUGGGAGGCAGAGGCAGAUGGGUUUCUGAAAAAUGAGGCCAGCCUGUUCUACAUAGUGAGUCCAGGACAGCCAGGGCAAUGUAGAAAGACCUUGUCUCAAAAGACCUUGUCUUUUGGUGUUUUCAAGUCAGGAUAGCCAGGGCAAUGUAGAAAGACCUUGUCUCAAAAUAAAUAAAUAAAUAAAUUUUCUGCUCUUCCUCCCUUCCUUUCUUUGUGUAUGUGUAUACGUGUAUAGGGGCCAGAAAAAGUCUGCUACUAUGCUUCUCUUCAUACACUGCUGUACUUCUUAAGAAUUGAAUUUUUGAGGUCUCUAACCAAACUUCAAGCCCCCAGGUUAAGGUUAGGCUGGCUAAAUAAGCUCUCAAGAUCCUAACUCCAUCAGUCCCUGCUUACAUCUCUGGGAUUAAAGGCAUGUGUGACCACACACACACAAACACUUUUUUUUGUUUUGUUUUGUUUUGUUUUUUUUUUGUUUUUCCAGUUUAGCCUUGGACUCACGUUGUAGAGCUGGCCUCAAACUCACAGAUCCACCUGCCUCUGCCUCCUGAGUGCAGGGAUUACAGGUGUGCUUCAUCCAGCCUGAUUUAUUUUUCACGACAGCGUUUCUCUAUGUAGACCUGGGUGUCCUGGCUUGCUGAUUCCAGCUUCACUGCUGGGGCUUCAAACUCAUGUCCUCUUUUUACCACAUUUCAUCUAUUUGUUUGUUGGUAGUUUUUAAAGAUAGUCUUACUUUGUUGUGGAACUAUGUAGACCAGGCUUACAGAGAUCUUGUCUAUUCCUCUGGAGUGUUAGGAUUAAAGGCAAACAACACCAUGCUUGGGCUAUUAUCAGAUCUAUGCAGAUAGCUAUGUUAUUUUUUUUUAAUUAUUUAUUUAUUAUGUGUACAAUAUCUGCAUGUAUGCUUUCACAUCAGAAGAGGGCGCCAGAUCUCAUUAUAGAUGGUUGUGAGCCACCAUGUGGUUGCUGGGAAUUGAACUCAGGACCUCUGGAAGAGCAGACAGUGUUCUCAACCUCUGAGCCAUCUCUCCAGCCCCCAGAUAGCUAUGUUAUUAGCAAAUAUAUAUAUAUAUAUAUAUAUUUAUCUUAUUGUAUCUAAGUACAACAUUUAAUCCAAGUAAUGAAAUCUUUUUUAGUUUUAGGGGAGAACAUUGAAUCUUUUACCAGUAAUAAUUGUGUUUCUUAUAAGUUUCCUUGAAUAUAUUUUUAUUAACUUAAAGAUGAUCCUUCAGUUAUAGUUUGAUAGAAGUUUUCAUUAGAAAUGGGUAUUGUCAAACAUUCUAAACAUGUCUACAAAUGAUUACACAGUUAUUUCUAUUAAUAUAGAGUUAUAGUUGAUUGUUCAGUAUUAAUCCAUCUUUAAUUUCUAGUUUUAUGCGAAUUCCCAAAAAUCUUUGUCUAAUAUUGUUGGAUUGUUAAUUAUUUAUUUACAGUUCUGUUUUGUCUUUUGGUGUUUUCAAGUCAGAGUUUCCCUGUGUAGUCGUGGCUAUUCUGGAGCUCACUCCUACAGAUCAAAGUUUAUUUACCUUUAUUUUAUGUGCAUUGGUGUUUGCCUGCACAUAUGUCUAUGUGAGAGUGUCAGAUCUCAGAGUUAGAGGCAGUUGUGAGCUGCCAUGUGAACCAGAUUUGAACCUCUGUCCUCAGGAAGAGCAGUUAGUGCCCUUAACUGCUGAACCAGCUCUCCAGUCCCUAUUGUAGUUGUUGUGUUUUGGUUUUUUGAGGCAGGAUCUCCUAUAACUCAGGCUUUUCUUGAACUCAUCGCGUAUUUGGGGAUGAUCUGAACUGCUGAUCACCCUUUGCCUUCAUCUAUGAACAUCUUUGAUACAUUUCUUCAUUUAUUAAUGUAUUUUCUAAAUUUGUUCAACAAGGUUUUCGCUUUUAUUAUAGGUCUUGUACAUAUUUUUUAAGUUCAUUCAUAUGUAUUUAAUGCUUGUUUAUGCUGUGUUAAGUGAUAUUUAAAUUUUUUCAUUAUUUAGUUGGUUAUUGCUAGAAUAUAGAAAUGUUGAUUUUUAUGACUAUAUUAUAUAAAUUAAGCUAAUUUUCCUGUUACUUUUGUGAAAUUUUUAGAUAUUUUAGAAUUUGUUGUGUUCUGAUAAUAUCUGUAAAUAAAGAAAGUUGAUUUUUCAAUUUAUAAGCCUUUUAUUUCUCUUGCCUGCUGUACUGACUGUGGCCUCAUUAAAUGUGAUAUAGGUUUAUUAUAGAUGCUUUAUCAGGUUAGGAAAAUUCCCUUCUGAUUUUGUGAUAAUUUUUAUCAUGGACUAGUAACAGAUUUUGUUAAAUGCAUUUUCUGCCUUUACUUACUGCAUUUACAAGUACCUAAUAGUAUUUUUCUUAUAUUCUGUAUUAUAUUCUCAUACAUUGAUUGAGUUUUGUGCUCCUAGAAACGGGAUUUGAGGGCUUGCACAUGCUAGGCAAAACCCCUAGCCUAGCUCUAUUCUGUUCAGCCGUCUUGCACAAGCUUCCUUAAUCUUAAAUCACCUUUACUCGGUUUGCUAAUUCUUUUUUUAAAGGAUUGUCAAAAUUGUGUGUGUGUGUGUGUGUGUGUGUGUGUGUGAGAGAGAGAGAGAGAGAGAGAGAGAGAGAGAGAGAGAGAGAGAGAGAGAGAGGAUGGAGUCAGUUCUCUUCUUCCACCUUUUUGUGGAUUCCAGGGCUUGAACUUAAUGUCAUCAGGCUUACAUAGCAAGCACCUUUAUCUGCUGGACCAUCCUGCCAGCCCUUUUAAAAUACUUUUAGCUGGCUAGUGAUGGCAUACUUUUUAAUCCCAGCACUCUGGAGGCAAACGCAGGCAGACUGGUUCUACAUAGCAAGUUCCAGGACAGCCAGGGCUACAAGUAUUCUUUAGUUUUCUUGACUAUGCGAAUGCUAGAUUUCAUUCAUUCUUUCAUUCAUUCAUACAUUCAUUUGGUGUUUUUUGGGAGGUGGGGGGUGGGGUAGGAGUACGACAGAGUUCUUAUGAUGAAUCUCUGGCUGUCCUGGAAAUUCACUAUGUAGACCAGUUUGGCCUCAAACUCACAGAGGUUCCCCUGUCUUUGCCUCCCAAGUGCUGAGUGUGUGUGGGGUUGGUAGUUAGGUUUUUCUUGUUUUACUUUCUUGAACAGUGUAUCUGGAAAUUUAUCAAACUUACUGAUUUCCCACAUACACAUAAAGGAGGUUUUGUUUUCAUACUUAAAAAAAAGUUGUUUUUAUAUGAUUUUGGAGUGUGUGUGUGUGUGUGUGUGUGUGUGUGUGUGUGGCCCUGGAACCCUCUGUAGACAAGGCUGGCCUCAAACUCAGAGAGAUCUGCCUGCCUCUGCUUCCUGUGUGCUGGGAUUAAAGGUAUGUACUGCUACUGCCUGGCUUUCUUUUAUUUUGUAUGUAUAUGUGUUUGUUCAUUUAUACGUGUAUGUAUGUGCCAAAGUAUGUAUGUGUUUAGAAGAAAACAUGCUGGACUCAGUUUUCUCCUUCCACCAUGUGAGUUCCAGGGAUUGAACUUGGGUCAUCAGGCUUGGUGACAAGUGCCUUUACUUGCUGGUCUUUUCUUUCUUUUUGUGCUUUGGGUUUAAUUUUCUCUUGUUUUCUAGAUUUGUUUUUUAUAUAUAUACAUGAUUUCCAUUUUAUCUAAACAUUUGAAGUUACAGUUUUCCUUUUAAGUACUACUUAGCUAAAAUCUUAUUUUUUUAAUCUUAUUUUUAAUUCAUUGUUUUUAUUUCACAUGUGUUGGUGUUUUGCCUAUGUGUAUGUCUGCAUGAGGAUGUAGGAUCCCCUAGAACUGGAGUUAGCUGUGAUCUGCCAUGUGGGUGCUGGGAAUUGAACCCAGGCUCUCUGGAAGAGCAGCCUGUGUGCUUAACCGCUGAGCCACUUUUGCAGCCCUACUUUUCAGAUUAUUAAGUUCACUUAUUAAGUGGAAUUUUCCCCAACACCAGCUUUAUAUUUAUAAGUUAAGGUUUACAUUAGUGAUUGAAAUACUGAAGUGUAAGGGGUUUUUAAUCCACAUUUUAUUGCUAUAUGAAUUUUAUUUAGCCACAGAGCAAAGGACAAUCUUCACCACCUCUUAGCCACAACUUAAAAAUAAAAUCAUGAUACUGAUUGUUGGUCCAAGAAAGCCCAUCUGUUAGAGACUAUGAAGAGAAGAGAACAUUUAAAUGUUCCAAUUCUUGUUAACAUCUCUAAAUUUGGAGGAAGGAGAGGUUGGAGCUAAGAACCUAAAAUAAGGUUUUUGGAUUAUUAGUCUCACCUGGGUUUGAAUCCUGGCUUACCAGUCAGGAUAUUAGAUGAUGGCCAAGUGUAUGUCUUCUCCAAACUUUUGUUGUCUUCUGAAUAAAACAAAUUAUAACAUGUGCCCUUAGUAAUUGUUAGAAGUCAGUGGUGCAUAUAAAACGUUUAGCAGAGAACCUAGUACCUACGCACUUGAUAAAUGUCAGCCAUCAUAGUCUCCAGUUAGUAAGUCUAAUAAAGAUUACCCUUAGGAACAAGUUUAGUUUUUCUUUCUAUUUAUUUGUUUUUUCAAAACAGGGUUUCUCUGAAGCCUUGGCUGGCCUGGAACUCGCUCUGUAAACCAGGCUGACCUCACUCUCACGGAGAUCCACCUCACGCCAGGGAGACCUAUGGCUCCCAGGCUUAGGUUCUUGACAUGGCCGUGAGCAUGUCACCAUUCCAUGCUCACUCAGAACUUCUUACUCCCAUAGCACAGUAGUUAAAGAGCCCAAAAAGUAGUCUAUCCUUGAAACAAGAUGAUUUUUCCUGCCACUAAGAAGGUAAGUCAGGUAGUGGUUCAUGCCUGUAGUCCUAGUAUUUUGGGGCCUGAGGUAGUUAUAAGGCUGGACUACACUGAGACCCUGCCUUAAAAAGACUGAAGAAGAAGAAGAAAAAAUAGCUUUUCUUUUAAAAGCUACUUAGCCUGGCCAUGCUGGUGCAUGCUUUUAAUUCCUGUACUUGGGAGGCAGAAGCAGGCAGAUCUUUUGAGUUCAUAGCCAGCCUGGUCUAUGUAAUUUGUUUCAUGCCAGCCAGGGCUACAUGGUAAAGCUAUAUCUCAAAAACAAAACAAAAACACAACUUACUAAUGAGUAAUAGCCACUGCCUUAUUUAUGAGCCUUAUUUAUGAGACAGGUGUCUCGUGUGUGUGUGUGUAUGUAUUUGUGUGUGUGUGGCCUGGAGGACAAUCUCAGUUUUCAUUCUUCAGGAGCCAUCCACCUUGGUAUUUUGUUACCAGGUCAGCCAUUGGCCUGGAGCUUGUGAAUUAAGCUAGGCUGUCUGGCCAAUGAACCCUGAUGAUCUGCCUGCCUCUGCUAUACCUCCCCAAUGCUAGGGUGGGGGUACUAGUAGGUCCAACAACUGCACCUGGCUGUUUUCUAAACAAAAGAGUUGUGUUCAACAGUCCUGAUUUAAGUUAAGAUUGACUUAUAAUGUGAAUAUUUUUUCAUUUUUUGUGUGUGUCAGAUACAUGUGUGAGAAUCAGAGAACAACUAGGGUAGAGUGGGUUUUGUCUUUUAACUGUUUUCUUCAGACCAAACUCAAAUUGGUAGGCAAGUGCCUUGACCUGCUGAGCCAUCUUGCCAACCCAGUUUGAAAAGGCUUUGUUCUGUUAUAGUGUAAGUAUCAGGAUAGAUGGGAAAUAGAUGUAAGAGGCAGUCAUUUUGAUUAGCAUUGUAUGCCUGUUCUGACGGCUGUGAAUGUCCCCACUUGGCAUCAUUGUUUCUCCCAAAGAUGCAAACAUUUCAAAUCUCAGAUAGAAAAAGGUUCCAACCGGGUGCAGUGGCACAUGCCUAUAUUCCUAGCGCAAUCCCAAAGGCAAAGGCAGGUGGAUCUCUGAAUUUGAGGCCAGCCUGGUCUACAAAGCAAGUUUAGGACAGUCAACACUAAACAGAGAAACCCUGUCUCUUUGUGUGUGUGGGGGGGGUGUGUGUAAAAAAAGUUUAACAAAAGGUUCCAAAGAACACCAGCCUUCCAUGUUCAUGGUACAAACCAUGACAAAAGCCAUUUUCAUAUUGUUAAACAGAUGGAUAAGAUUGCCUGUAGAACCCAUGGCUACUGGUAUCUCACACUGCCUCAGUUGCUCAGCUCCACACAAUAUAGCAUUUUAAAAACAAUCCAAUCCAGGUAUAGUGUGAGAACCUUUGAUUCUAGCACUCUGGAGGAAGAGGAGCACAGAUCUUAGUCUGGGGCCAGUCUGGGAGUUCUAGGUCAGCUCCAGCUACAUAGGAAGGCCCUGUCACAAACAAAUAACAACAAAAGUAGUGAUCCUGGCUCAAAAAAUAGUAUUUUAUUGCUUUUAUUUUUUUAAUUAUAUGAUUGGAUGUAAUUAGUAAUGUUCACAUUUUCACAAAAAUGGAGAGUAGCCUCACUCCCAAAACUUAGUGAAGUUGAGUUUUCUAUUUAGCGUUAUAUGACAAGUUGUAGGAAUAUGUUUAAAAACUAGGAAGAGAAUCUCUGCUGUCUCAGAACUGAGCAGGAUUCACCUUAGAUUCAAUUUGUGUCCAUUACCUUGUUCUAGGAAAUGGUGAAACAUGUAGAACAAUUGUGUACACAUAUGUAUGUGUAUGUGUUGUGUGUGUAUAUAUAUAUAUACAUAUAUAUAUAUAUAUAAAGAAUUUUAGUUUGAUCAUCUGCUUUUCCUUCCCCAACUCCCUUUCCACCCAACCUCAUGUUUUUCUCUCAGAAAAAAAAACAAAAAACAAAAGCCAUAGCAAAAUAAACAAGUGAAAAUGAAAACAAACUAUGGAAGUCUGUUUUGUGUAGUCCUAGGCAUGGAGCCUACCCUGGAAUGUGGUUCUAUACUUAGUGAAUUGUCUAUUUUUUUGUUACUGACUAUAAUUGAUUAGCAUUCCCUGUAUCUAAAAAUGUUUUCUUUUUAUUAUGGAAAGUUGUUUUAGUAUACUUAUUUUUAUAUAAUAACAGAUAAAGAAUAUUUUAACUUUUUUUUUUUUUUUUUUUUGAGCUAGAGUUUCUGUAUAUAAGCAGAGCCUUGGCUGUCCUGGACUUGCUUUGUAGAACAUGCUGGCCUCGAACUCACAGCGAUACGCCUGUCUGUGCCUCCCCAAGUGCUGGCAUUACAGGCAUGUGCCACCUUGGCUAUUCUGACAUUUUUAAAAGGGGGGUGGUUUAGACCAGCCGGUUUAGCAUCACUUAGAAAUCCCAGAGCUACACAAUCAGACACUUUAAGGAACGAGCCACCAGCAAUCUGUUUUGUAAUCUCCAUUUGAUUAUAUAUAUAAAAUAAGUAUUAAAAUUUGAGAACCACUGGUCUAGGGAAAUUGCUUCCUAACUAGGGUGUAAUUUUUAUUUCUGUUUUUGUGGUUUUAGCUUAAGUUUCAGGUUUUCUUUUUUUGAGAUUUAUUUUAUGUACAUGGGUAUCUUGCCUGUUAUAUGUCUGUGUACCUCAUGCUUGCCUGAUACUGUGGAGACUCUAAGAAGGUUUGGAUCCUCUGGAACUGGAGUUACAAACACCCCUCUUAGCCAUUUGGGUACUGAGAGUCCUCUGCAAGAACAGCAAGUGCUGCGCAGUCUCACCAGCCUCAAGUUUUAGGGUUUUGUUGUUUUUACUGGUUUUCUUCCUUGGGGUAGGGGGUGUUUUUAUUGUUAUUUCUAAGCUAUGGCCUCUGUAGCCCAGGGUAGUCUGGAACCGUGUCUGCUGGGUGCCAGCUCUAGCGGUUGACAGGUCCCAGAGAAGAAAUAAGGAGUUGAGGGAGGAGUGAGUUAGGCAUGGUGGUAGGGGGCAAUCUUGCUGCUCUUGACUGUUUAUACAGAUUUCAUAAAAUAAAAACAGACAUGAUUUUCCAAGAAGUAUACAGAGCAUAUCAUUUUUUCUCUGGACAUGUGUUUGAUUUUUCAUUGCAUGUCCAGGGUCACAGGUUCAAUUACAGUUAACAAGUACAGAUAGAACAGAUUUCCUUUUUAUUAUCAGUCCCAUAACUCCAUUUUAAAGACUGUCUCUGCCAAAGCAAACAUGUUUGAUAUAUGACAGCCUGUUUUUAAGCUGGCAGCAAUUGUGGUUUCAAAGCAGUCCAGACAAACAGAAAAUAUUUGAGCCGGUCUUUUUAUGGAUGGCAAAUCAUGAUACUUAACUCCUUUUGCUUAUAUGCUUAUAUCAUCUAUACUAAUAGAUUAUUUUAGGGGCUGGAGAGAUGGCUCAGAGGUUAAGAGCACUGCUUGCUCUACCAGAGGUACUGAGUUCAAUUCCCAGCAACCACAUGGUGACUCACAACUAUCUGUAAUGAGAUCUGGUGUCUUCUGACGUGCAGGCAGAACAGUGUAUACAUAAUAAAAUAAAUAAAUCUUUUAAAAAAAAAAGAAAAAAAAGAUUAUUUUAAUCAGUUUAUCUUUAUUAGUGAGUUCUAUUCCCAUAAGGGUGUGCCCUGUAUAAGCCCCUAUCUUUAAACUACAUUUCAGAGAGCUCUAAGCAUAUUCUAAAAGGAGGCCUCUGAUCUGUUGCCAGUUCUCCUGGCCAGUCAGAGUUUGUCAACAAUCUUUAAGUUCACAUUGUUCCACUUACACUAUUUGAGUUUCCUGAGGGGCAGCUGUACCAAGAAGGUGCAGUCAUAGCCUCAUAACGAAAUUUCUAGUAUCAUUGUGCUUAUCACAAUAUCCAGGGCAUAAGGAAGACUUCCAGAUAGGGCCAGAUAAAGUUAUUUUCCUAAAAGCAGAAGGGAUAAUAAGUUUAGGGCUUUCCUGAAAAGACCUCAACAUAAUUUUCUGAGAAAAAACAUAAAAUGAAUCAUAAUGCAGAGAGUUCUCAAGAAUGCAACACACAGAGACCAAAACCUAAGGGUGAGAGACAGAAUGACAGUGAUUUCAGCAUUUGGUUUAACUUUGCUGGAACUGGAUCAAACAGCUGUGCUGGCUUUAUGACUUUUACUGUUUUCCAGUGGAUAUGGCAAUGCCAUUUACCCGUUUCUGAUUUGUCAACAUAAAGGUUUGCAGAUCUCAUGUAGGCCAUUUUUUAGUCUUUGGAAGAUGACUGGAAGAACAAGAGUUAAAAUUAGAACAACCACACCCCCCAAAAAAAAUUAGAACAACUCCCAGAAUUAUUCCCAAAUUAAUAAUAAAAAACCAAAAGUCCUAUCCCUAGAUAAAGGAUGUCAGACUUUAAAAUUUUAUCUACAACUUCUGCAGCUGAGAUAGGUCCUGAUUGAUCUGAGCUUAUAGCUGCAGUUUGUUGAUGUAAAGGCUCCAUAUUUAUGGUCAAAUCAGAUUUAUUCUGUAAGCCAUGGAGAUGGGAUCUAACUUGUUACCACAUUAUGUAACCCUCCCAAGUGUUAAGAUUACAAGCGUUUCGGGGUGGAAAGAUGGCUCAAUGGAUACUAGUGGUGUGGGGUAGAGACCCAAAGACCACACAGCACAACUGAAGUCUGAAUUGAGAGUCUGUGUUAGACUGGAUGGAGAUUGAAGAGAAACACUUCGCACAGAGCAUCCCAGAAUGCAUUUUAGAGGAAGCUUUUAAAGGCAAAACAGCAACAAAACUCAUCCUUGUUAGCAAUUUCAGUCUAAUAGAAGCCGAAACAUGCUGUUAGCUGGGUUAUUUUGACUCUUGAGUUUUUAGAACAGGGUUGGGAACUUUCCCAUGGGACUUUUCAUAGAGUAGGUGUGGGGUAUAGAAAGUGGGGUGGAGUCAGUUUCAGUUUAAACCAAAGGUGGCUGCAGCUGAAACAAGAUGGAGGAAUCUUUGCCCUGUCACAACUAGGACUUGAAUGGUUUUGCAGAGGACCUAGGUUUGUUUCCCAGCACUUACAUGGUAGGGAAAACUCCAGUUUCAGGGAAGCCAUUGCCGCCUUCUGACCUCGUUGGACACCAGGUAUGCAUGUAGUCCACAUACAACAAUGCACAUAAAUCUAAAGCAAAUUUUUUUGUCUUUGUUUUUUUGAGACGGGGUUUCUCUCUGUAGUUCUGGCUGUCCUAGGACUCCCUCUGUCGAUUAAGCUGGCCUUGAACUCAGGAAGAUCUGCCUGCCUUUGCCUCCUGAGUGCUGGGAUUAAAGGCAUGCACCACCACAACUGGCCCAUAAAACAGAUUUAAAAAAAAAAAGCAUUUCACAUCAUAGCAAGAGCAUGGUAUCACACAAGAACAAGUUGAAUUCUGGGUUAUUAAACAGGUAAGAAAGUUCACUUCCUCGAGCUGUAAUUUUUCACCUUUGAACUGAUACUAAGAACAUUCAUUUCAGCUUGUCGCAGUGGUGCACACCUAUAAUCCCAGAACUCAGGAGGCAGAGGCAGGCGGAUCUCUGUGAGUUUGAGUUCAGCCUGGUCUACAAAGUGAGUCCAGGACAGCCAAGGCAACACAGAGAAACCUUGUCUCAAAAAAACUGAAAAAAAAAAUCAUUUUUAAUAAUCAUUUUUAAUAAUUAUUAAAAAGAACUUGCAAGUAAAAAACAGUGAAAUUAACCAGACCCAAAGUCUAUGAUACAUCUCAGUGAACAGUUAGGAGGUUGUUUGAAUGAGAAGGCUCCCAUAGGCUCUUAUGCUUGAAUGGUUGGUCCCCUAUCAGUGGAACUGUUUUAGGAUUGGGAGGUGUGACCUUGCUGGAGUGUGUCACUGAGGGUGGACUUUGAGGUUUCAAGAGCCCAUGCUCAGUCUCUUUCUGUGUACUGCCUGCAAAUCAUGAUGUAAGGAUACCAGCUACUAUGCUGGCACUCAUGCCUGCCUGCUUCCUCCCAUGAUGAUGGCCUAACCCUCUAAAACCAAGCAGGCCCCAAUUAAAUGCUUUCUUUUGUAAGAGUUGCCUUGGUCAUGCUGUCUCUUCACAGCAGAGAACACUAAGACAAGUUAGAAUAGCUGUUCUGAACAUAGCACAGUUGUUUCAAUGAAGAUAACACAAAGUGUUUAGUACAAUGUCAGGGUCUCAAGUAUUGUACAACAUUGUCUUUAACAACUUAUCUUCAUAGCAAAGAGCUCCUAUCUCUGUCUCUUCUAAACUCUUCUUUUUUUCAAUGUAUUUUACUAUCCUUUGUGUCUGAGCCUUUGUUUUAGCUACUUUUCGUAAGCCUCCUACAACUUGUUUACCUCACUAAUUUCUAUGCAUCCUUCAGAUCCCUGACUGGCCUCCCCUACCUCCCACAUCCCAGUCUGAGUAGUCACUUGCGUAUUCCUUUCAUCAGUUAUCUCCCACAUUGAUUAGCUUAAGUGAGGGAAGGGGCAGACACAAUGUUCACUACCAUAUUCCUAGGCCUCUGUGAAGUUUCUCACACCUGGUAGGAUAAGUAUUAAAGGAAUGGUCAUUACCAUUUUUGUUUCCCCAUCAUCAUUCAAAAGCAGUGUCUCACUUUGGCUUAUAGUUUUUGUGCUAUGUAAUUGUGAUGAUCAUAGAAGGUAUUUUUAGGUCAGGUGCCUAUCUCUUUUUUUCCUGAAGCAUGUGCUUUGCCCUGAUCAAAGUGAGCACAGCACACACAGCUGCUUACUACGCAUCUCUCCA
This is a messenger RNA of Meriones unguiculatus (Mongolian gerbil), 20751 nucleotides long. RefSeq names its product S100P binding protein (gene S100pbp). Gene Ontology annotation, cellular component: cytosol; nucleus. Lineage: Eukaryota; Metazoa; Chordata; Mammalia; Rodentia; Muridae. The transcript has 6 exons. The record is from RefSeq and is a predicted model, not a curated record. The coding region runs from base 242 to 1240 and encodes 332 amino acids. Gene Ontology annotation, molecular function: calcium-dependent protein binding.